GCGGCGCAGAACGGGCAUGAAGCGAUCGUCAAGCUACUGCUCGGCACUGGUAAAGUUAAUCCAGAUGCUAAGAAUAAGGGGGGACAGACGCCGUUAUCUCGAGCGGCAUGGGACGGGUAUGAAGCGGUCGUCAAGCUACUGCUCGGCACUGCCAAAGUCGAUCCAGACGCUAAGGAUGAGGAUGGACAGACGCCGUUAUGGUGGGCGGCUCAGAACGGGCAUCAGGCUAUCGUUAAGCUAUUACUCGGCACC
Molecule: messenger RNA, 252 nt
Organism: Fusarium redolens
Lineage: Eukaryota; Fungi; Ascomycota; Sordariomycetes; Hypocreales; Nectriaceae
Product: ankyrin repeat-containing domain protein
Exons: 1
Cellular component (GO): cytoplasm; nucleus
Molecular function (GO): protein binding
Source: RefSeq, a predicted model, not a curated record